Molecule: messenger RNA, 705 nt
Organism: Durio zibethinus
Lineage: Eukaryota; Viridiplantae; Streptophyta; Magnoliopsida; Malvales; Malvaceae
Source: RefSeq, a predicted model, not a curated record
AUGAAAGUUGCCAAUACAAACAACUUAUCACCAUACAUGAAUGCAAAUACAAGCUUCCAGAACAGAGAAUUUUUGUGGUCUGAUUAUUAUAAUUACGCAGUUACAUUGGCAAACAAAGGCAGGGACCUAAAGUAUGAGAAUGUUCCAGAUGCCAUCUCAGCUAUUGAUCUGUCAAGCAACAAGUUUGAAGGAGAAAUUCCCGAAGCCAUUGGUAAUUUGAUGCGGAUUCUUAUGCUUAACCUUUCAAAUAACAAUCUCACUGGUCAUAUUCCAUCUUCUUUGGGGAAAAUUUCGAACCUUGAAUCUUCGGAUCUUUCUCAAAAUAAACUCUUGGGAAAAAUCCCUUCGCAACUAGUCAAACUUAACUUCCUAGUAAUCUUCAACGUGUCUUAUAACAAUGUUGAAGGGCCAAUUCCUGGAGGAGCGCAGUUCAAUACAUUUAAUAAUGAUUCGUAUGAGGGAAAUUCAAGAUUGUGUGGCUACCCUUUGUCAGAAAAAUGUGGAAAUCAUGAGGUUUCGCCACCAACUCCUUUGGUCGUGGAAGAAGAUGAAGGAAUUUGGAGUGUGCUCAAGUUCGGAUGGAAAGUUGUUUUGACAGGAUAUGGAGCUGGGCUGGUUAUUGGAAUGUCUUUUGGGUGCAACUUCAACGCAAGGAAACACGAGUGGUUCAGGAAACUUUUCGUUCUAAUUGGUACGGAUCCUUGA